Molecule: messenger RNA, 4172 nt
Organism: Cyprinodon tularosa
Lineage: Eukaryota; Metazoa; Chordata; Actinopteri; Cyprinodontiformes; Cyprinodontidae
Gene: tle3a
Product: TLE family member 3, transcriptional corepressor a
Exons: 22
Coding region: 602-2935 (777 amino acids)
Biological process (GO): regulation of DNA-templated transcription; negative regulation of canonical Wnt signaling pathway
Cellular component (GO): transcription regulator complex; nucleus
Molecular function (GO): transcription corepressor activity; protein binding
Source: RefSeq, a predicted model, not a curated record
AUUGGACAGAUAGACGCUUCCACGGCAGUUCAGCCCUGCUGCCUGUGUGUGGCAACCGGGGGUAAGCUGGACGACUGGGGGGGAAAUGCGAGAUUGUGGAGAGUACCGUGUUACGCUUUUAAAGAACCUCUUCGACUCGUAGGAGAGAUUUUUGGAAGCUUAUAUGUAUAUAUGUUUUUUUGUCGUUUUUGAGGGGAUUAACCAGCCGCGUAAGGAGCGCAUUCCUCGGAGCUUCAACGACGACGACUAAAGUAGUUUAAUCGAGCCCGACCGAGCGAUUUUUUUUCCUCCUAACUGCUCCCUGCAGUCUAGUCCAGCCUGACUGGGUGCGUUCUGGAGAGAGUGGAGGAUGCUUCUCCAGAUCUGGAUCCACAUUACAAGGAAUUAAGCGCCUAAAUUAUAGCCUUCUGUAUUUUUUUUCUUCUUUUUGGGGAAACAAAGGUCGGACCGAAGAAUAGGACGCACAUUCGGGAUUUUCACGACCUCCCCUCACCCCCUCUAUCCCACCCCUGUCUGCUGAGACUGACAUCUGUGAGCAAAUUUCCAGCCUUUUGCUAAAGGACCUGCACACUGGAGACAUAAACAAAGGACACAUUUAAAGAUGUAUCCACAGGGCCGACAUCCGGCUCCACAUCAGCCCGGCCAGCCCGGCUUCAAAUUUACCGUUGCCGAGUCUUGUGACAGAAUUAAAGAUGAGUUUCAGUUCCUCCAAGCCCAGUAUCACAGUCUGAAGGUGGAGUAUGACAAACUGGCCAAUGAGAAAACAGAGAUGCAGCGCCACUAUGUCAUGUAUUACGAGAUGUCUUAUGGGUUGAACAUAGAGAUGCACAAACAGACGGAGAUUGCCAAACGACUGAAUGCAAUUCUAGCUCAAAUUAUGCCUUUCCUGUCACAAGAGCACCAACAACAGGUUGCUCAGGCAGUGGAGAGGGCUAAGCAGGUGACUAUGACCGAGCUGAAUGCCAUCAUCGGGGUACGUGGACUUCCCAAUCUGCCUCUCACCCAGCAGCAGGCUGCCUACCCUUCUCUUAUGCAGCAACAGCUCCAGGCGCAGCACCUUUCCCACGCUGCUCACGGGCCUCCAGUUCAGCUGCCGCCCCACCCCUCGGGUCUGCAGCCGCCUGGAAUCCCCCCUGUCACCGGCUCUGGAUCCGGCCUGCUGGCGCUCGGGGCGCUGGGCAGCCAGGCUCACCUCCCAGUGAAGGAUGAGAAGAACCAUCAAGAUCUGGAGCACAGAGAAAGCACGAAUAACUCGAUAUCUCCAUCAGAAAGCUUGCGGACGGCAAGCGAGAAGCACCGCAGCUCUUCUGACUACAGCUUGGAUUCCAAAAAACGCAAACUGGAGGAAAAGGACAGCAUGAGCAGAUAUGACAGCGACGGAGAAAAGAGUGAUGAUUUGGUGGUAGAUGUGUCUAAUGAGGACCCAGCUACUCCACGGGCUAGCCCAGCCCAUUCCCCACCUGAAAACGGCAUUGAUAAACCACGCCCACCCAAGAAAGAUACACCAAACAGCCCAGCAUCUGUGGCCUCCUCUGGAAGCACCCCGUCCUCGAAGGCAAAGGAGCUCAGUCAUAAUGACAAAUCCUCCACGCCUGGUCUUAAAUCCAAUACCCCCACCCCGCGUAACGAUGCCCCCACCCCUGGCACAAGCUCCACUCCUGGGCUCAGACCCAUACUGGGCAAACCACCAGGCAUGGAGGCUCUUGCAGCACCAGCUUUGCGGACCCCUUUGUCCAUUGCUGGCUCCUAUCCCCCCUUUGCCAUGAUGGGCCACCAUGAAAUGAAUGGAGGCCUAACGAGUCCAGGUGUCUACGCUGGCCUGCACAUCUCCCCUCAGAUGAGCGCUGCAGCAGCUGCAGCAUAUGGACGUUCGACUAUGGGGUUUGAUCCUCACACUCAUAUGAGAGCCCCAGGCCUUCCAGCCAGCCUCACGUCUAUUUCUGGGGGGAAACCUGCAUACUCCUUCCACGUAAGCGCAGAUGGCCAGAUGCAACCUGUACCCUUCCCGCCUGAUGCCCUGAUUGGACCGGGUAUUCCACGUCACGCACGUCAGAUCAACACGCUUAGCCACGGCGAAGUGGUGUGUGCUGUCACCAUUAGCAACCCCACACGUCAUGUUUACACCGGCGGUAAGGGCUGCGUCAAAAUCUGGGACAUCAGCCAGCCAGGCAGCAAAAGCCCCGUUUCCCAACUGGACUGUCUGAACAGGGAUAACUACAUCCGAUCCUGUAAGCUCCUGCCUGAUGGCCGCACAUUGAUUGUUGGAGGCGAGGCCAGCACUUUGACCAUCUGGGACCUGGCCUCUCAGACGCCUCGCAUCAAGGCCGAGCUCACCUCAUCGGCCCCGGCGUGCUACGCCUUGGCCAUCAGCCCUGACGCCAAGGUCUGCUUCUCCUGUUGCAGUGAUGGAAACAUCGCCGUUUGGGACCUGCACAACCAGACCCUUGUUAGGCAGUUCCAGGGUCAUACAGAUGGUGCUAGCUGCAUUGACAUUUCCCAUGAUGGCACUAAACUGUGGACAGGCGGCCUCGAUAACACUGUUCGCUCUUGGGAUCUUAGAGAGGGUCGACAGCUGCAGCAGCACGACUUCACUUCACAGAUCUUCUCCUUGGGCUACUGUCCGACCGGAGAGUGGCUUGCUGUUGGGAUGGAGAGCAGCAACGUGGAGGUGCUUCACCAUUCCAAGCCUGACAAAUAUCAGCUCCACCUACAUGAAAGCUGCGUCCUCUCCCUCAAGUUCGCCUACUGUGGUAAAUGGUUUGUAAGCACUGGGAAGGACAAUCUGUUGAAUGCUUGGAGGACUCCUUAUGGCGCCAGCAUAUUCCAGUCCAAGGAAUCCUCUUCGGUCCUGAGCUGUGACAUCUCAACGGAUGACAAGUACAUCGUGACUGGCUCUGGUGACAAGAAGGCCACAGUGUAUGAAGUGAUCUAUUAGCAGUGCUUUGGAUGGGAGCAUGCACAUGCUUAGGAACAGCACGCUCUUCCUCCGCCUAUCUUCUCCCUAACGGACAACAUGGAUUCCGCUAUGCGGGACAGGAAGUUUGGCAGUGCCAGACUAAUGGAUGCCGGCGCUGCUUUGGACCUGGAUUUUUAUGUCUGAUUAAAACACUUGUACAGCAACAACGUUUCUGCAAAGGCACUAAGAGAAAGGAAAUAAGACGAAAAAUGUCGAUUUCUUUUUUUUUUUUUUUUCUCUUUCGUUGGAUUUUUCUUUUUUUUUAACCUUUUUGACUAUGGAUAAAGUUCCAUGAAAGCUAGAAGCGGCGCUUCUCUCCGGAGCUUUUCCUCGGAGGUCCUGUGAAAAGUGUACAUAAUGGAGUAAUAAAUGGCCUUUUAUAGAUUUAUAUUUUGGUGUCCAAUUUCGCUUGUGAUGGUUCUUUCUUGUUCUCUGUGAUUUUCUGUCCCCUUUGGGGAUGGAAAUUAGAUUAGGACUUUGUAAGAGGAUAUUCUGUUUCCUUCCCCUCCUCCCCCUCCGUAGCAUUUUUUUCCCCCAUGUUCUUUGUCAAGAGCAACCUUUUUCGGAAAUCUAAUUUGGACGGGUUUUUUUCGGACAACAGCUCCUUUUUUUCUUCUCCUAUUUGGUACAAAACAGAUGCUCCAAGGAGUAUAGCCACACAGAUUUCCAGAAAACGUCCCGCUGACCCCCACCGGCCCUGACUGGAGGAAGGAGAAAUUCAUUGUUUUCAGUUUCAUUAGCCCACUGGCUUUGGUCAGCAGAAACUCAACUCUGAAAUGAAGAUCUGUCACUUAACACUGGCUGCUUUCAGUAACACCAAAAUGGAUAACUAACAACCGGAAGACUGAUGGAUUUCCUAAAAGCCAGCCGUGACUUGAGCUCCGUCUGUUGACUCAACCAUUGUAUGAAAAAUUCAUUGCACCGCUCUGCAAAGUCAUCAGUCUGUGCAAGUUAAUUAUUGCCUUUCUUGUUUUGACGGCCUGUGACUGAUAUGCAAGGCUUGCUUGGUUACACAUUUAGAUGGCGAGCAAAGCCACGCCCACAUUUUAAAUCCUGGGUAUACAGUUUGCUUUCUUUAACAUUGACAAUACUCUGCCUGGGAAAACUCUUACAGGAAUGGUCUCUGCAUAAACUGUGUCGCAUACACGUGUCACCCAUAAGGACUGUACAGUAGGCAGUUGUUGAUAAGUCAAUAAACUAUUUAUAUAAAAUAUAA